UCGCGGAUCUCCUAGAUUGCGCACGUGAUGUGACAGGAUCGUCAGAUCGCGCUUCCUUCGGUGCGGCGCGUUUACAUGUUUCCGUGAACCGUUAUUACGAAUUAUGAUACGUAAAUGAUAAUAACGUUGAAGGAGAGGAAGAUAGGAAUAUCCUCUGGUACAUCGGAUAUAAGAGCCGACUGCUCCAUUCGUGAGAUAUUAAUCUCUCGAUUGAUAAAUUAAAAUUCAUUCGAGAGAUUAAAACGUAUAUAUUCGUAUAUAGAUAUCGAUGGCUUUAUAAACGCACACCCUACCCACUUCGUUGCUAAUUACAUCGUAGGUGUUAUCGGGGAAAAUCAAUUUCCAUUUUACGGUGUACACGCGUUUUUGCGACGCUACAGUGCAAAACAAUAUGACGACAAGCAUCGUACGUUGUCCAUCACGAAUGCAUGUCAUCGCAUAACAAUGAGUGUGGCUGUGAAUUUUUGCGUGUACGAAGGUGGAGGUGUUUGUGAUCUCCCUUAUGUUUCGCAAAGGAUAUAGCAAUUCAGUGAAUAAUACUUUCAACAAUGGAUUAUGAUUAUAUGCCCUUUCACAGGGAGAAAGAUUUUCAUAAUAAAUGUUGCGGUGGAAAACUUUGGUGUAUUAAGGACAUAUGUGGCAUCAUAUGUGCGAUAUUAACAUGGCUAUUGAUAAUUUAUGCAGAAUUUGUUGUAAUGGCAGUGAUUCUUAUUCCUACAAUAAAUACAGUAUAUUCCAGCCUAAAUAUGGCCAUUUUUCAAUCUCUAGCAUUCUUGGCUUUUGCAUCACAUUUAAGAACCAUGUUCACAGAUCCGGGUGCAGUACCAAAAGGUAAUGCAACAAAAGAGAUGAUACAACAAAUGGGAUUUAGAGAUGGACAAGUUAUUUUUAAGUGUCCAAAAUGUUGUUCUAUCAAGCCUGACAGAGCACAUCAUUGCUCCGUUUGCCAAAGGUGUAUUAGAAAAAUGGAUCAUCAUUGUCCAUGGGUUAAUAAUUGUGUGGGAGAAAAUAAUCAAAAAUACUUUGUACUUUUUACUUUUUAUAUAGCGGGCAUAUCCCUACAAUCUCUAUUUUUGUGUAUACAACAAUUCACCACAUGUGUCAGACAAGAAUGGAGGGAAUGCUCCACAUUUAAUCCACCGGCGACGGUAGUAUUAUUGUUAUUUUUGGCAUUCGAGGCACUUUUAUUCGCCAUUUUUACUGCUGUGAUGUUAGGCACGCAAUUACAAGCUAUUUGGAAUGAUGAAACUGGUAUAGAACAACUUAAAAAAGAGGAAGCUAGAUGGGUUCGUAAUAGCAGAUGGAAAUCAAUUCAGGCAGUUUUUGGAAGAUUUUCGAUAGCUUGGUUUUCCCCUUUUACCUCACCUCCUAAUGCAAAGACAAAACUAGAUUCGUAUCUAUAUUCUGUCUAAAUUAUAUAUUUUGAUAUGUAUAACCAUGACUUACAUAGAGGAAUAUUUAGUGUAUAUAAAUACUAAUUAAUUAUUAACGUUUAUGUGUGACAUACAGAUUAAUUCUGGAAACUGGAGUAACCUUUUUUAAGAAAAAGAUAUCAGAAAAAUUUUGCACACGCAAGUAUAUAAUUGAAUAAACUCUAGCUCUUUAUGACAUUUUUUCAGCAAAUAUAUUGAUACAUCUGUAAACAAUAAUUGCACUUUUUAUCUAUUUUUUAAAGUUUAAUUUAUAUUUUUUUAACUUUAAUCAUAUAAUAUUUAUGUAAAAAUUGUUUUUUCUCAAAGUUUGUUAAAUCGUGCAAAAUUUUUCCACUCUAGGAUUAUUCUGUAUAUAUAUAUAUAUGUAAGGAUGGAUUGAUAUUGUGUUCAGUUCAAAAUGCUAAGAAUUUUCUACUAUUUCACGUAAUUGAAUUUCAUAUUAUUUCUCAAACUUUUGCUUAUCACUCGUAAAGAAGAUAUUGUGAUAGUAAAAGUAUUAAAAAUUAACAAAGUGAGAAAUUUAAUGCGGCUUAAGGCUUCUCGUCUCCCAUUAACGUCAUAUUGAUUUAUAUUAGAAAUGAAAAAUUCACGCAAAUCUCUCUUCUGUAAAAUAAAAUUUAUAUUCUUAUUUGUAUUCUUGCUUUAUAUAUGCUUGUUAUUUUAUAUUCAAUAAUUUAAAUUGGGAAAUUCCUUUAUACUUUUUGAUUUAUGGAAUAAUGAAUUUUUGGUGUAUUUUAUCAAUGUUCUACCGGAUAUGUGGUGGAGCAAGAAAAUUUAUUUUAAUAUAUAUAUUGCAAGAAAGAAAUUUACAUAAUUUCUCGCUUUUGACAUUAUGUUUUAAUGACUAAUGCAGAAACGGGAGCCUUAAUUAUAUUAUAUUAUAAUCAAUUAUUUAUAUUUGUUUUUUUUAUAA
This is a messenger RNA of Nylanderia fulva, 2346 nucleotides long. Its product is annotated as palmitoyltransferase ZDHHC3. The record is from RefSeq and is a predicted model, not a curated record. NCBI's taxonomy places the organism in Eukaryota, Metazoa, Arthropoda, Insecta, Hymenoptera, Formicidae. Gene Ontology annotation, molecular function: palmitoyltransferase activity.